GCUAGGAGGGGCCAACGCUGGUAUGUUCCUAGUGCUGAUCAUCGUAGUGAGACUGACUGCAGGAGUCGAGACCCAUGGAGCUUCUGCCUGAAUCGCCUUGCAUCCUCCCCCUACCUUCCAACCUCCAUCUCUCUCCCUGAUUCUGUCUCUCCUCUCUCCUUUCAUCAAACGAAACGAAACCAUAGACAUGAAUUGUUAACUACUGCAUGUGUGUCAUGGAUCAAGAAUGAGAAACAUGGAUUCGAUUUACAUUCUUCUCGUCCUCCUUGCUUCCCAACCCUAUUUUUUAGCCUCUGCAGACAGGAAAUUCGGUUGCCUGUUUGAGAACGAGUUGUGCACACCAUACGAGAUCUGUGUCAACGAUGGAAUGUUCGGGAGGUGUCAAUCCACGCCCGUUCCGGUGGCAGAGGUAUACACGUAUGAUGUGUCUCCGUCUGUGGUUCAGCGCUUCAGGUCUUUGCUGCAGAAACUCACCGACAGAGAGUUGACCUGGGAGGAUGAGACCACCCAGCAGAUCCUAUCCAAGGAGCUGUCUAAGCUGAGGAAGAUCCCCUACAGACGCCUACAGGACUCCAGCCCCCCUGUCUACAGCAGCAGCAAAUCCAGGCCCUCUACCCAGGCUAUGGACCCAGGAGACCGGAGGAUCAAGCCAGUGGAGGUGGAGCUCAGUAGAAACCUCCAGAACUACCUGCAGCGUCUGGGCUUCCUUCCCCAGGCCUCCUCCCCCGACAGACCCAAGAGCCCCAGCAAGAGUGACCGUUACCCAUCUGGGGUUUCCUCUGACUACUACUGGCCCAAGUCCCAGGGAGAGGGAAACUUCUCCCCACUGAUGUCCUUCAAGCCUCCCUACCAGGACAGAUCUUCUGUGGGGGGUGGAGACCUCCUCGUGGCUGCCCUCAGGCACUACCUGUCUGGGCAGGUACCAUCUCAGACCGGUGGGGCCACCAACGGCCCGGCCCUGCCCUCCCCUCGCCUACGCCCCUCCUACAGCAACAGGAUAGACAGUGCCGGGCCAAAAGAGACCUCUCAAUCUCAUACACCUAACCUGGACAGACUUCUACUCCUCCAGACAGCUGAGGCCAGCCAACCCUCUGCUCCCAAGGACCCCCUCAGUACAGUGGAUGAGGUGUUCAUCCAGAAGGUUCUGAAGAACGUGGGCAGACAAAACGUGGACGUGGACGACCUGAGUCCUAAAGACCUGGACCAACUCUCUACGCUGAUCACUGACGGCCUACAGGUAGUGGAUCAAGAACAGACCCAGGCCCAGGCCAGAGCAGGACCCAGAGACCUGGGGAAGGAAGAAGAGGAGGAAGGGAAUGAGGGGCCUGGAGAAGAAGGGCCUGGGGACCAGGAGGAGGAGAAGGAGGAGAGUGUCCCUCCAUCCGCCACAGAGAAAACGGCUCCGAAGAGCACUCCAGUAGAGGAGGCUGUGGUCCAAGAGCGACAAAUGGAGGGAGACAGAGAGCCAGCAGACUCCAAUGACAAGCCCCAGGAUGCCGUCGGCUUAUUUGGCAAGCUGCUGGUGUACCUGGAUAAUAUUGAGUCCCCAGCCCAGAGAGAGUCCCCAGGCCAGGCUGGUGUGGGUGCAGGGUUGGGUGAGGGAAGAGGUGUUGGUCUGGAGAACGUACGCAGCAGGACCACUCAGGCUGAGGUGGCAGUGCAGAAGAAGUCGACCCACUCAACAGACGUGGAGGAGGUGGCUGCGGUGGAGGGCUGGAUCCAGGCAGUGGAGCCUCCUGCUGCCAAGGUGGUCUACCAGGAGCCCCAUCAGAAGAACGUGAACGUCCAGGAGCUGCAGCUAGAUGUCAAAGCUGCUGUGGCCACGAAGAAGACUGAUGAUGACUAUGGAUAUGUCAUCACCGACACAGACGCGUUGCAGACUGAUGAGGGCCUCCACUUGAUGGAGAUUCUGACACGACGCGCCAAUCUGCAGAUGACUGACUUCCUGGAGCUCUCAGUGGUAGGCCCAGCUGUGACCUUCAGAGUACGACCUAACGCCCAGAACGUCAGCACCGCAGAUGUGGCCAAUGUAGCAGUUCGCCAGAAGGAUGCAGUGGAGAAGGAGGCCAAGGUGAUCAUUCUGGAGGCUGGAAUCACAGAUAGAAGCCAGAUAAACCAGAUCCCCACCAAGUACAGCACGGCCGAGUCCACCAAGUACAUGAUCCUGACGGUGGUGUCAAUCCUGUGUAUCGUGGCUGUGCUGCUGGCCUCCACCGUGGUCUACUGCCUCCGACACCGCUCUCACCACAAGCUCAAGGAGAAGCUCACCAACCUGGGAACAGACACAGGCAGCGAUGCUACCUCCACCUAUCAGGAGCUGUGUCGUCAGCGGAUGUCGGUCAAGCCGCCGGCGGAGCGUCCAGAGCCGAUGCACAGUGUGUCGUCACGGCUCAACAGUGUGUCGUCCCAGUUCAGCGACGGGGGGCCCAUGGUCAGCCCCUCGGCACGAAGCUCCACCUCCUCCUGGUCUGAGGAACCCGUCCACUCCAACAUGGACAUCUCCACUGGACACAUGAUCCUGUCUUACAUGGAGGAUCACCUGAAGAACAAGAAUCGUCUGGAGAAGGAGUGGGAGGCUCUGUGUGCCUACCAGGCUGAGCCCAAUGCCUCCACUACAGGCCUGGGUGCCGGGAACACCAAGAAGAACCGCUCCAAUGCUGUGGUGGCCUAUGAUCACUCAAGAAUAACCUUGAAGGUUGAAAACAGCCACAGCAAUUCAGAUUACAUCAAUGCCAGCCCAAUCAUGGACCACGACCCACGGAACCCAGCCUACAUCGCUACUCAAGGCCCUCUUCCCUCAACGGUGGCUGAUUUCUGGCAGAUGGUUUGGGAGAAUGGCUGUGUGGUCAUUGUCAUGCUGACGCCCCUCACUGAGAGCGGAGUCAAACAGUGCUACCACUACUGGCCUGACGAGGGGUCCAACCUCUACCACAUCUACGAGGUGAACCUGGUGUCGGAGCACAUUUGGUGUGAUGACUUCCUGGUUCGUAGUUUCUACCUAAAGAACAUGCAGACCAACGAGACGCGCACCGUCACACAGUUCCACUUCCUUACCUGGCUCAACCAGAACGUCCCUGAGUCCAGCCGGACACUCCUGGACUUCCGCAGAAAGGUUAACAAGUGCUACCGGGGACGGUCUUGUCCUAUAAUAGUCCAUUGCAGCAAUGGCGCCGGGAGGAGUGGAACAUACAUUCUGAUUGACAUGGUUCUCAAUAAGAUGGCUAAAGGUGCUAAGGAGAUUGAUAUUGCUGCCACCCUGGAGCACUUGAGGGAUCAGCGGCCGGCUAUGGUCCAGACAAAGGAGCAGUUUGAGUUUGCAUUGACAGCUGUUGCGGAGGAGGUGAACGCCAUACUCAAAGCUCUUCCACAAUGAGAGCAUUACCCACUACUAAACAUCAGCAGACCUCCCCAGGGACCUCCCUCCUCUUCUCCUCCUCUCCCCCACUCCUCCUCUCCCCCACUCCUCCUCUCCCCCACUC
Messenger RNA from Coregonus clupeaformis (lake whitefish), 3479 nucleotides. Its product is annotated as receptor-type tyrosine-protein phosphatase N2. The coding region runs from base 227 to 3373 and encodes 1048 amino acids. Gene Ontology annotation, biological process: protein dephosphorylation. Gene Ontology annotation, molecular function: protein tyrosine phosphatase activity. Gene Ontology annotation, cellular component: secretory granule. The record is from RefSeq and is a predicted model, not a curated record. The transcript has 25 exons. NCBI's taxonomy places the organism in Eukaryota, Metazoa, Chordata, Actinopteri, Salmoniformes, Salmonidae.